Equus quagga is the source of this 1508-nucleotide messenger RNA. RefSeq names its product bone morphogenetic protein 10 (gene BMP10). Lineage: Eukaryota; Metazoa; Chordata; Mammalia; Perissodactyla; Equidae. Gene Ontology annotation, cellular component: extracellular region. The record is from RefSeq and is a predicted model, not a curated record. Gene Ontology annotation, molecular function: cytokine activity; growth factor activity. The coding region runs from base 1 to 1275 and encodes 424 amino acids. The transcript is spliced from 2 exons. Gene Ontology annotation, biological process: SMAD protein signal transduction; BMP signaling pathway.
AUGGGUUCUCUGGCCUUAGAGCUGUGCGCUCUCUUCUGCCUGGUGGCUCACUUGGUUUCUGGCAGCCCCAUCAUGAGCCUGGAGCGGUCGCCUCUGGAAGAAGAUAUGCCCCUGUUCGAUGAUGUCUUCUCAGAGCAAGAUGGUGUUGACUUCAACACAUUGCUGCAGAGCAUGAAAAAUGAAUUUCUCAAGACAUUGAACCUGUCUGACAUCCCUAUGCAGGAUUCAGCCAAGGUUGACCCGCCAGAGUACAUGUUGGAACUCUACAACAAAUUUGCAACCGAUCGGACCUCCAUGCCGUCUGCCAACAUCAUUAGGAGUUUCAAGAAUGAAGAUCUGUUUUCCCAACCAGCCAGUUUUAAUGGGCUCCGAAAAUACCCUCUCUUCUUCAAUGUGUCCAUCCCUCACCACGAAGAGGUCAUCAUGGCUGAACUCAGGUUGUACACGCUGGUGCAAAGAGAUCGCAUAAUAUAUGAUGGAGUAGACCGGAAAAUUACCAUUUAUGAAGUACUAGAGAGCAAAGGGGACAAUGAGGGUGAAAGGACCAUGCUGGUCUUGGUGUCAGGGGAGAUCUAUGGAACCAACAGUGAGUGGGAGACUUUUGAUGUUACCAAUGCCAUCAGACAUUGGCAAAAGUCAGGCUUAUCCACCCACCAGCUGGAGGUCCACAUCGAGAGCAGACAGGAUGAAGCCGAGGACGCUGGCAGAGGACAACUAGAAAUAGACACCAGUGCCGAGAAUAAGCAUGACCCUUUGCUUGUCGUGUUUUCUGAUGACCAAAGCAGUGAGAAGGAGGGGAAGGAGGAACUGAGUGAAAUGAUCGCCCAUGAGCAACUUCUGGAGUUGGACAACCUGGGCCUGGAUGGUUUUUCCAGUGGACCUGGGGAAGAGGCAUUGCUGCAGAUGAGGUCAAACAUCAUUUAUGACUCCACUGCCCGCAUCAGAAGAAAUGCCAAAGGAAACUACUGCAAGAGGACCCCACUCUACAUCGACUUCAAGGAGAUUGGCUGGGACUCUUGGAUCAUUGCUCCGCCUGGAUACGAAGCCUACGAAUGCCGUGGUGUUUGCAACUACCCCCUGGCAGAGCAUCUCACACCCACAAAGCAUGCAAUUAUCCAGGCCUUGGUCCAUCUCAAGAAUUCCCAGAAGGCUUCCAAAGCCUGCUGUGUGCCCACCAAGCUAGAGCCCAUCUCCAUCCUCUAUUUAGACAAAGGUGUCGUCACCUACAAGUUUAAAUAUGAAGGCAUGGCCGUCUCUGAAUGUGGCUGUAGAUAGAAGAGGAGUCCUGUGGCUUAUUUAAUAACUGUAAAUGUGUAUAUUUUGUGUUCCUAUUUAAUAAGAUUAUUUAAUAAGAUUAUGUACAGAUCAUAGAGUCUUGCUACCUUAGGGAAUUUGACAGGUCAGUUUGUUGUAGGAAAUGCAUUUUUGCUAUGCAGUCUAGACCCUUCCAAUCUGUUUUUCUUCAGACUUGCCAUUUCCCGGCAAUACCAUCUCUAACAGCAAGUGGC